Messenger RNA from Fusarium graminearum PH-1, 1544 nucleotides. RefSeq names its product actin. The coding region runs from base 65 to 1192 and encodes 375 amino acids. The transcript is spliced from 8 exons. Lineage: Eukaryota; Fungi; Ascomycota; Sordariomycetes; Hypocreales; Nectriaceae. The record is from RefSeq and is a predicted model, not a curated record.
GUCUCCUUCUCCAUCAACGUCUCUUCUUUUCCCCUUUCCCAUACACACACCGUAAUCCACAGCCAUGGAGGAAGAAGUUGCUGCUCUCGUCAUUGACAAUGGUUCGGGUAUGUGCAAGGCCGGUUUCGCCGGUGAUGAUGCUCCCCGAGCUGUUUUCCCUUCCAUUGUCGGUCGCCCCCGUCACCAUGGUAUCAUGAUCGGUAUGGGUCAGAAGGACUCUUACGUUGGUGAUGAGGCUCAGUCCAAGCGUGGUAUCCUCACACUGCGAUACCCCAUCGAGCACGGUGUUGUUACCAACUGGGACGACAUGGAGAAGAUUUGGCACCACACCUUCUACAACGAGCUGCGUGUCGCCCCCGAGGAGCACCCCGUCCUGCUCACCGAGGCUCCCAUCAACCCCAAGUCCAACCGUGAGAAGAUGACCCAGAUUGUCUUCGAGACCUUCAACGCCCCCGCUUUCUACGUCUCUAUCCAGGCCGUUCUGUCCCUGUACGCCUCCGGUCGUACCACCGGUAUCGUUCUGGACUCUGGUGAUGGUGUCACUCACGUUGUCCCCAUUUACGAGGGUUUCGCCCUUCCCCACGCCAUUGCCCGUGUCGACAUGGCUGGUCGUGAUCUUACCGACUACCUCAUGAAGAUUCUUGCUGAGCGCGGUUACACCUUCUCCACCACUGCCGAGCGAGAAAUCGUCCGUGACAUCAAGGAGAAGCUCUGCUACGUCGCCCUUGACUUCGAGCAGGAGAUCCAGACUGCUGCCCAGAGCUCCAGCUUGGAGAAGUCUUACGAGCUUCCUGACGGUCAGGUUAUCACCAUUGGUAACGAGCGAUUCCGUGCUCCUGAGGCUCUCUUCCAGCCUUCUGUCCUUGGUCUUGAGAGCGGUGGUAUCCACGUCACCACUUUCAACUCCAUCAUGAAGUGUGAUGUCGAUGUCCGAAAGGAUCUCUACGGAAACAUUGUCAUGUCUGGUGGUACCACCAUGUACCCCGGUCUCUCCGACCGUAUGCAGAAGGAGAUCACUGCUCUUGCUCCUUCUUCCAUGAAGGUCAAGAUCAUUGCUCCUCCCGAGCGAAAGUACUCCGUCUGGAUCGGUGGUUCCAUUCUCGCUUCCCUGUCCACCUUCCAGCAAAUGUGGAUCUCCAAGCAGGAGUACGACGAGAGCGGUCCUUCAAUCGUUCACCGCAAGUGCUUCUAAGCUACCCGACCGACAAAUUAAAUCCUCCCACUCGCCUAACGACAAGAUCAUGGAGGUGGCGACAGACGCUAAGCUUUGGGUGGUUGGCCAACGUCAAUGUCGAAUCUCGUAUCUACGAAAAGUUUUUGACAUGGUCGAAAGAGUGGGCGUUGCGCUUGUUACGAAGAGAUGUGAUGGCCCCUUUUCUUGUAGUUCGCGUAUAAUGCGUGCCUAGGGGUAGAAGCCGAGGUUGACAUACAAAUACUUUUUUACUUUCCGCUUAGAAUUGUUGAAAUCAAACGAGGUGAUGACAUGUGCCGUUUGCUCCUUUAUUACGAAUGCCAACGUGGUCUAUGCAAUUAAAGUCGUAAUU